AUGCUGCAGCUGGGCGAUGAAGUCUCACUCUACUCGGUCGUGUUCGUGUUGGCUCUGCUUGCCACUCGCAGCCCGGUGUGGUCCGGAGUCCUUACCGGCUGCCUCUACCUCUUCCUGGCCAUGUUCCGUUUCCCGCAGCUGCCAGCCAGCCGAGCACGACAAGUGCUUCACCCGGCUGGAUCCGGGAAGGUGUCCGUGGUCGCUCACCGGGGAGGCGGCCACGACGCACCAGAAAACACGAUAGCGGCAAUCCGGCUGGCUAGCAAGAACGGGGCAUCUGGAGUGGAACUUGACUUGGAGUUCUCUGCAGAUGGAGUCCCAAUUCUGAUGCAUGACGAGAGUGUGGAUCGGACCACAAAUGGAUCAGGCCCACUCAGUCAAAUGAAAUUCGCUGACUUGGGUAAACUAGACGCAGCUGCUAAACAUCGACUCAGGGAUAAAUUUGCUGGUGAGAAGAUCCCAACAUUGCAGCAGGCUGUGGACGAAUGCAUCAAACUCCAGCUCAGCAUUUACUUUGAUGUGAAAGGACAUCCAGAUGAGGCAGCUGCAGCUCUUUCCGCUUUGUACAAGAAGCAUCCAAUUCUGUACAACAGCAGCAUCGUAUGCUCCUUUGAGCCUAAGGUCAUCUAUAAGAUGAGGCAGACUAACCCACAGGUAGUCACCGCAUUGACUCACAGGCCCUGGAGUCUGAGCCGCUUCGGUGACGGCUCCCCGCGUUACAGUUCACCGUGGAAACACCAUUGGCUGACAUUAAUGGAUAUUGUGUUAGACUGGGCUCACCAUCACUUGCUAUGGAAGCUAUGCGGCAUUUCUGCAUUUCUGGUGCAAAAGAACUUUGUCUCGCAGGACUAUGUGCAAUACUGGAGCCAGAGAGGAGUGGAAGUGGUUGCCUGGACCGUAAACACCGGCGUGGAGAAGCAACACUACCAGGAGCUUCUGAAAAUCAGCUAUAUCACAGACAGCCUUGUGGAGGACUGCGAUCCUCACUAUUAA
Molecule: messenger RNA, 993 nt
Organism: Nerophis lumbriciformis (worm pipefish)
Lineage: Eukaryota; Metazoa; Chordata; Actinopteri; Syngnathiformes; Syngnathidae
Source: RefSeq, a predicted model, not a curated record